AUGCUGUCUCCGACAAGGAGGCCGCGCCGCAGCGUCAGCCGGCCCUCCAUCAACGACGAGAAUGCCUCACCCUUCCCUUACUCCUUGGAUGUCUCCGUCUCGAUGCAGCCUUCCGAGCCCCCAUCGUCACCACUCAUCUCCAACAGCGUCCUCUACAACCUUCCCGAUCCCACCAUCGGUCUGCCCGCCUCGUCGAGACUCGUAGACCUCCCCUUCCUCCCGAGCCCCUUCAAGCGUUCUGCCAUCGCACCCCUCAACAAGCCGCUUUCGAUCGAGCAGACCCAGCAACUUGGAUCCAUCAAGCCACGCUCUUCCUCUUCCGCUUCCCUUCAGCCCUCAUCACAGGCCAAUUUGAACGCACCGGGUGGUCUUCCGACGCCACCCAAUUCAGGUGAAGCGCUCAUUGCCACGCCAGGGCCGUCCAGCCGCGCACUGGCUUCCCUCCCUCGUGAGCCCGUCUCGCCGUCGCCCACCCGCUCCCGCAAUGUCCGUCCCUCUCCAGCCCGCACGCCGGGAUCCAGGUCAUCGCGUGCGCCUUCGACUCCUCUCCGCAGCCAGCGCGGUACUCCCCACCGUCGCCUCACUUCCAACAACCAGGACGGCAGCGAAGAUGAUGACCUCAACGAUGCUCGCAACACACGCACGCCCAGCCGCAUGCAGCCACUCAGAGAGGUCGCCGAAGACUCGGACGACGAAGAGCCCGAGCAGGAGGACGAGAUCCAGCUCAUCAGCUUCAGACGCGGCGGACCGGACGCAACCUUUGUGCGCGAGAUCAAGGAAAACGGUUGGGAUCAGCCCAUGCCGCCGAGCCCCAUCAAGUUCACCUAUCUCGAGCCUGUAGCUCCUCGUCCACGUCAAUCCUCCGCAGCACUACGCGCGCGAUCCCAGUCGCGCUCCAAGACGCCCCAGAUCCGUGCCUCGCCAGCACCCAGCCAUGCCUCCUCCUCGAGGAGCUCGCGUGCUUCUCGAUCGGUUCGUGCCCCCUCAGCGACGCUUGCGGAUCAGUCGGCAGACGCAUCCGACGAAUCCAUCAAGAGCUCCGGCUCGGUCCUCACCAACCUCAGCCGUCUCUCCCAGACCACGGCAGCCAGAGCAUCGCGUCGCAAGUCGGUCGCCCGCUCUUCCAUCCCCCCUCCCGUGCCCACCGCCGAUCUCACGCGAGACCACCCGUCCCUGCCCGACUCGCCGGGUGAUGAUCCUCUUCUCAUGACCGGCCCCAACACAUACAUCCUCUACCACAAUCAGACUCCCAUCGCAAAACAUCGAGGCGCUCCACCACCUUCUGGCGGCCUGGUCCAGCCUUCGGAUCGCGAUGACCCGUCCAUGGCGCUGUCCACGCCUAUCGAACCUGCUUCGUCACACCGAGACAGGUCUUCUUCUGCCGCGUCGAGCGACCGCACAUCGCUCUACUCCCGCAUGUCUGGACGUCCUGCGGGCGACACCUCGAUUCAAGUCGCUAACGAUGACGACGACGAGAACCACAUCGCUGCGGAUCUCAGCAUACAUGCUGCAGGAGCUCCCCUCAGCGAUGCAGACGAACAAAGCCACGCUGGCUUUAUGGCGCAUGACGAUGCUGGAUUUGAUUCCGACUCGGAUCAAGGCGACUUCGACGCAAUGCAAGCUCACAACACCUCUGCAAUGCUGCCACACGAAGAAGCCGACGGAGAAGACGAGAGCAUCGACGUACGCGGUGACAUCUCGUCCAUGAGCGACGUCUCGCGCAGCUUUGCCGACGAAUCGGCUGCAGAUGUGCACGGCGACAUCACCACCGCGCUCCACGAGCAAGAUCUUGCUGCAGACGCUUCAGCCAGCUCAGAGCAACUUUCGGACGUCAAUACGGACCAUGUUGAUGAUGAUGCAGAUGAUUCCUCCAGGCCAGAGGAUGCGGACACCAGCAUCAUGGCAGCCGACCUGAGCGUCGCCAUCGAGGAGGACGACAAUGCGCGUUCGGCAGAAACCUCCUUCGACGAGCAAGAUGUCAGCAUCGCAGCUCCUGACCUGAGUACCUCCGUCGAGGAAGCGGUCGAUGUCCAGUCUGCCGAGCGGUCUCAAGACGAACAAAGAGCCAAUGCUGAUGCCUCGCAGAGCAUUGUCCGAAACGCCUCGACAGACGGCAACAUCGAUGCUUUGGCAGACGCCAGCACAGACUCCAACGACGCAGCAGACGAGUCGCUCGUCCGCGACGACGCGCUCGCCUCGGUCGAGGCCUCUUUUGACGAAAGCCGUCUCGAAGAUGCAGAGGAUGGGGUCACGGCCGAUUCCGAGCAUGUCUCAAAGAGCGUGGCGACCGACGUCACUUUUGACGUGUCUUUGGUCUCUGAUGCGAGUGCGCGCUACGCGCUGUUCCCCACACACAUCGACAGCGCCCUUCUUCCAACUCCCUACGUCCUCAUCCCCAGUCUUGCGGACAACGGCCAAGUUUCAUCCACGGCGGACCUCAGCUCACUCGACACAUCUGCGCAUCAGCACGGCGAUGGCGACGUUUCCAUGGAUGCUCCCGAGAGCGAGGCAGUCUCGCAAGCCGACAUCAGCGUGUCUGUCAUGCAGGAAGAUACCGCUGAUGGCAGCCUCUCGUCGGAGCUCUCGUCGGCUUCCCUUCAAAGCGCGCAUGUCCAAGAGCAAGAUGACGAGUCGUUCCGACGCAAGUACCAAGCCAGGUCGGACUCCACACCAGAGCCCAGCAUGGCUCGCGCUCGUCGUCUCUCCCUCAGCACCGACCCGGAGAGUGCAAGUGACGCCGAGGAAGACAUCACCGACGACGACCAAGAGGAGGAUGACGAAAUGGAGGAAGCAAAUGACGCGAAUGAGAGCUCCCACCACUCAUCCCUCUCACGCGACCUUGGUGCCCGCAGCUUCGAGAGCACCAACGCCCAAGAGCACGACGAAAGUGGCGACGAGCAAGGCAGCGAGCAAGACGAGCUUUCGGCCUCUAACGAAUCGGAGUUGAGCGACGAUGAUGCAUCGAGCCUCGACGACAGCAGCGUAGACGAAGAGGACGAUGACGAUGAUGACGACGCAGAAGAAGAGCAAGCGAGUGAACAUGGAGCCGAGCGCGACGUGGACGAGGAAGAGCAGGACGAGAAUGACGAUGCUUCUUCGACGCACUCGCGCGUGGACGACGACGAAAGCGAGCAGCUGGACUCGGUGGUCAUCCUUUCAUCCUCGGCUUCUCCUUCCGUAUCGGCCAGCCAUCUGAUCGCGCCACGCGACGACGAUGCCGAGGCCGAAAAUAAUAGCUACGUGGUGAGCGUUGUGCGCGACUCUCGGGACCGCACGCGUCGUGCGAGCGAGCACAGCAUGAUCGACGACGAGCCGCACAUCCACACGCUUCAUCUUCGACAGCCCGUCACGUCGGCCGAUGCAACGGGCAGCACCAUGGCGGAUGCCUCGCACUCGCGCAGCCGCGUGCUCAAGCUCGGCCAGGCCACGUCGACGCCGAUUGUCGAGAUUUCGUCGCUCGACCCCCGUGCGGCCGCACGCGCCACGGCCAUCCUCAAGCUCUUCCACAAGUACGUCGACGAGGGCUGGAUCUCGGCCGGCGACAUGGACGCGACGGGCGCGAGCAGCGCUACGGGCGAGCGCAUGCGCCGAGUCGUCGAUGCCAUUCGCCGCGCAGACACACACGGCCGUCUGGAAGACGCCUCUGCUCUGCAACACAGCCUCGAGCGCGCGGAUGGCACGACGAGUGCAGCGGCCGAUCUGACGACUCUGCUCAUGGAUGCCGAGCUCGCUCUUGCACGCCAGGGCAGCGCGGAUACCGAGAGCCUGCUCGGCUCGCGAGCCGCGAGUGUCGUCUCUACACGUCGACUGCCGACCGCAUCGCCUGCCACGCCUUUCCUGCCCGGCGGCUUCCGUGCGACGCCUGCUGCAUCCAACACACGCAUCGACGACACCGCUUCGCCCUCGCCGGCGGCGGCGCCGCGCUCGCGUGCAAACGACUCGACGAUCGCCAGCGCCACUGUGUCGUUCCCUGGCCUGUCGACGCCGGACCGUCGACGCCGCAGCACGGCCAAGCAGGCGCGCCUCUCACAGGCGCUCGCGGCCCCUGCGCCCGACAGCUUCGACGCGCGCGUGUGGGACACGCAGGACUGGGUGCGCCUCGACAAGUACUUUGCGCUCGGCGUGCAGAAGAUCUCGUCUCGCCUGCUCUCAUCUACCUCUGCUGAUGCAGGGGCUGAUAAGAUGCUCCGUGCGAGGUGCUACAUGGACGCGCUGUUCGACACCGACGUGGGCGAGGUGGCUUGGCUCUUCCUUGCGGAGAUGCACAUCGCGCACGCUAAUCAGGUCGGCGAGUGGACGCACACCAAGCUCACGCACCGGCUCGAGGCGCUUCGACGCAAGUACGCGCGCAAGAUCCACAGGCGCUAUCCGGAUGCGCUCCAGGACGCGCGUGCGCUGGGUGAGACGGGUGCAAACGAUAGUCUGGCCACCGAGGACCUGGACUGGAGUGUGGAUACGACAGCGCAGGGGCCUGUAGAGGCACGCAGUGGGGUGCAGGCGGCCAAGGGGCGUGUGUCGUUUGGCACGCCGUACCGUAUGGGUGCACAUAGCACGCCGGCGGUGGGACUGCUCAAGAAGGCGACACGCCGUGCGGCGCGCGAUGCGAUGCAACGGUCCGAGCCGGUCUACCCUGCGCUUCCCGACCACGAGGCCGGCAAUGCAGACGCGACCGAGGCGGAGGCGGAGGCGGAGGAGGGGGUCAUGACGCGUGCCUCGCGCCUCAUCUCGCGCCUCAGCGGCGGGUUUGGCGGUCUGCUUUCCAGCCCGCGCCCCGAGGCUCCUCGUCCGGACAAGGGUAAACGCAAAGCCACCGAGGCCGAACUCUCCCCUGCGCGCGUCCGCCGUCGCGUCGAGGCGGAUGUGAGCGAGGACAGCGCGUCGGCGAGCUCAGGCGAUUCGUACGUCGAGUCGUUCCUCAGCACCGUCCCGGCCGUUCACCGCGGGCUGACGACCACGAUCAAUGCGUCGAUGCUGACGAACGCUACGUCGGUCCGACCCGACGCCUCUGUGCGCAGUCGCAAGCGCACCACACUUGGUGUUGGGUCGCAGAGUCUGCUUGCACCUGCAUCCGUGAUUGCCUCUGCGCGCGCCGGGGGUACGGGUUGGGGUAGCAGCCGUCAGCUCUCAGGCGGAUCUUCCGGAGUCUCACACACGCCACUGUCUCUGCUUUCGCCCGCCACACACCGAGCUGCAGCCAAGAAGGUGGAUGAGCUGCGUCAGAGUCGUGCGCAGCGCAACUGGACGAGUCCGCGCCGUGCGCGACUGCACCGACCCACCACCCUCGGCACUGGUGCUGGCGACAUUUCGAGCUCCAGCAGUGGUCGCGAUGGUAGUGCGAGGUAG
Moesziomyces aphidis is the source of this 5343-nucleotide messenger RNA. NCBI's taxonomy places the organism in Eukaryota, Fungi, Basidiomycota, Ustilaginomycetes, Ustilaginales, Ustilaginaceae. The record is from the annotation of a GenBank genome assembly.